Messenger RNA from Vanderwaltozyma polyspora DSM 70294, 819 nucleotides. RefSeq lists its product as uncharacterized. NCBI's taxonomy places the organism in Eukaryota, Fungi, Ascomycota, Saccharomycetes, Saccharomycetales, Saccharomycetaceae. The record is from RefSeq and is a predicted model, not a curated record. The transcript has a single exon. The coding region runs from base 1 to 819 and encodes 272 amino acids.
AUGGUUACAACUAUUCUAUUCCAAAUGACUCUGAUCAGAAAUUCAAGUUCAGCUACUAUUGUUACCGAAUCAACCUCCAUUGGUUACAACUCAUCUAUACCUUCUGGUUCAACUAGUGGAUCUUACAUAUACUAUACUGCAGGUGAAUCCUCAUCUGUUGGUCUCAACUCAUCUACUUCAAGUGACUUGAUUAGUGAUUCAGGUUCAGCUACUAUUGUUACCGAAUCAGCCUCCAUUGGUUACAACUCUUCUACUCCAAGUGACUUGAUCAGUGAUUCAGGUUCAGCUACUAUUGUUACUGAAUCCUCAUCUGUUGGUUACAACUCAUCUACUCCAAGUGACUUGAUCAGUGAUUCAGUUUCAGCUACUAUUGUUACUGAAUCCUCAUCUGUUGGUUACAACUCAUCUACUCCAAGUGACUUGAUCAGUGAUUCAGUUUCAGCUACUAUUGUUACUGAAUCCUCAUCUGUUGGUUACAACUCAUCUAUUCCAAGUGACUUGAUCAGUGAUUCAGUUUCAGCUACUAUUGUUACCGAAUCAUCCUCCAUUGGUUACAACUCUUCUACUCCAAGUGACUUGAUUAAUGAUUCAGUUUCAGCUACUAUUGUGACUGAAUCUUCAUCUGUUGGUUACAACUCAUCUACUCCAAUUGACUUGAUCAGUGAUUCAAUUUCAGCUACUAUUGCUACCGAAUCAUCCUCCAUUGGUUACAAUUCUUCUACUCCAAGUGACUUGAUCAGUGAUUCAGGUUCAGCUACUAUUUGUUACCGAAUCAGCCUUCGUUGGUUACAACUCAUCUAUACCUUCUGGUUCAACUAG